This is a messenger RNA of Paracoccidioides brasiliensis Pb18, 354 nucleotides long. RefSeq lists its product as uncharacterized. The record is from RefSeq and is a predicted model, not a curated record. The transcript is spliced from 2 exons. Bases 1 to 354 code for a protein of 117 amino acids.
AUGAUCCCAGUCCAACGUUUAAUACCAAUAUAUGGAGUGGGUCAAUUAACUUUGGAGCCUAGGAUAUCUAAUGUCGACCUUGAAUCCGCGAACGGACACAAAAAUACCCCACCUCAAAGAGCCCUAGGAGCCCCCAUCCGACGCCUCCAGCGGGAUCUAACCUUAGAUUUGACUGCGGAAAUAAAAACUGCGUCCCCACUGUCCCAUUUGAUCCAUCCUGAUAAGGCUCUGUUUCCUGGCCAAGCGAGACCGCCCGAGGCCGUUUGCACAGUGCGUGCUCCGUACACAGUUUUAACACCCCUGCAGGGCCCAGCCCCGCCAAUCUGCUGGAGACAGCCGUCGCAGCUGAGGUAG